AUGCUCGCGAGGAGCGUCUAUGCGUUAGCCCGAUCUCAGAUCACAAGCAGGAAUUAUCUGCCAUCACUUUCGUCAUAUUCUAGACUUUUUCAACUAAAAUUUACCUUCUCUACAAUGCCUCCAAAGGGCUCCAAGAGGAGAACAGCCUCCCCUGUGGGCAAAGCCAAUGGAGUUGAGACCAAAAGAGUGAAACACGGAGACAACAAAGAUGAGCUCUGCCAACCUCACCCAUUCGCAAAGGAUGCAGAAGAACAUGGCAUCGUCCUACGACGCUUCUAUCCCCAUGAAAUGAGCACUUCUCGAGCUUAUGCAUACAACGAUAAUGAAAUUGAAAGGCCAAUAGAAGGACUUAUUGCGGCAUUGGAAGAGACAGCCGGAGCUCGAAAGCAAGCCAGGGUCCGGCACGCUGUUGUUCAUUGGUUCAAAAUGGAUCUUCGUCAUUCUGAUAAUCGGUCACUCGCAUUGGCAAGUGCUAAAGCUAAAGAAGCUGGCGUUCCUCUCAUUUGCGUUUAUAUCAUAAGUCCUCAAGACUUCGAGGCCCAUCUUACGUCGCCGGUCCGGGUAGACUUUAUGUUGAGAACGUUAAGCGUUCUCAAAGAUGACCUGGCGGCUCUCGAUAUUCCUCUCUAUGUGGAAACUGUUGAUAAGAGGAAGGACAUUCCACAUCGCAUGUUGGAGCUCAUGGAAGAAUGGGGAAGCAACCACCUCUUCGCCAACAUGGAAUACGAAGUUGACGAACUGCGACGUGAAGCUCGUAUGAUUCACCAGUUUGCCGAGAACAACAUGUCUUUUGAGGUGGUUCAUGAUACGUGCAUUGUACCGCCAGGACAGUUACAUACUGGUGCAGGCAAGCAAUAUGCUGUUUACACUCCUUGGUAUCGAGCUUGGAUGGCUCAUAUUCAUGAGAACUUGGAUCUCAUCGAGCUUUAUGAUCGACCGGAGAAAAAUCCAGAUGCUGCGCGACGAACCUUCAAGACGCUCUUCGAUUGCCGAAUCCCAGAUGCACCAAAGAACAAGCAGCUCAGCGAUGAGGAGAAAAAGAGAUUCCACGGUCUGUGGCCCUGUGGCGAACAUGAGGCCAUGUCGAGAUUGGACAAAUUUUGCGACGAUGCAGUCACAAGCUAUCACGAUAAGCGAAAUAUCCCUGGGGACAGCGGGACGUCAGGCCUGUCUGUACAUCUUGCGAGCGGGACAAUCAGUUCCAGGACAUGCGUUCGGAUAGCCAGGGACAGGAAUAAAACUAAACGAUUAGACGGCGGCCAUCAGGGUAUCCAAGUUUGGAUCAGCGAAGUAGCCUGGCGAGACUUUUACAAGCACGUUUUGGUUCACUGGCCAUAUGUCUGUAUGAACAAGCCAUUCAAGCCCGAGUAUGCGAAUAUCGAGUGGUCUUACAACAUGAAUCAUUUUGAAGCAUGGUGUGAGGGGCGAACUGGAUUCCCCAUUGUCGAUGCCGCGAUGCGUCAGCUCAAUCACAUGGGAUAUAUGCACAACCGGUGUCGAAUGAUUGUCGCUUCGUUUCUGUCCAAAGACCUGUUGAUUGAUUGGCGCAUGGGUGAGAAGUAUUUCAUGGAACACUUAAUUGAUGGCGACUUUGCGAGCAACAACGGUGGCUGGGGGUUCAGUGCCAGUGUUGGCGUUGAUCCACAGCCCUACUUCCGCGUCUUUAACCCGUUGCUCCAAAGUGAAAAGUUCGAUUCAAGCGGCGAGUACAUCCGCAAAUGGAUUCCUGAGCUAGGGGCCUUGAGCGACAAGGAGAUACACGAUCCGUAUAACCGAGGUGCUGGCACCAAAGCGAAAAAGCAGGGCUAUCCGAAGCAAAUAGUCGAUCAUAAAGGCGCAAGGGAGCGUGCUCUGAGCGCAUACAAGGCCGGGCUCGAGAGUGGGAUCUAG
Trichoderma gamsii is the source of this 1890-nucleotide messenger RNA. Its product is annotated as deoxyribodipyrimidine photo-lyase. Gene Ontology annotation, cellular component: cytoplasm; nucleus. Lineage: Eukaryota; Fungi; Ascomycota; Sordariomycetes; Hypocreales; Hypocreaceae. Bases 1 to 1890 code for a protein of 629 amino acids. Gene Ontology annotation, biological process: entrainment of circadian clock by photoperiod; circadian regulation of gene expression. The transcript has 2 exons. The record is from RefSeq and is a predicted model, not a curated record. Gene Ontology annotation, molecular function: DNA binding; FAD binding.